AUGUCACGUUUAUGGAUACAUCUGAGGACCUGCAGCGACAUCGUUGAUGAUUCCAGCAAUGGUGAGCUGUUCAAUCAAGUCCAAAACCAUGAAAUCACAUCCUGGAGCAGCACCAAUGGCAGCAGCGACAGGAAGAUACUUUUCGGUCAGUGUAAUGGUAGAAUUAUAAGGAAGUUCUGCAAGAGGAACAACGGCCUCAGGAGUACGGGCAAACGAAGAGAUGUAAAGCUCCGAAAAUCCAGAAAGACCAGUCUCGGAUGGAGCUUUAAGGUAUUUGUUUCUGUAGGUGGUUGCUCCACCGUUUGUCAAAUAGAUGUAGAGCGAAGAGGAGCAAGUGUCUGGGUCGGAAGCAGUGACGUUCUCGUUCCACCAGUCAUCGAACAAUUGCUUGUUGUCAAGAGCUUUGUUGUAUCCUUCUUCAGUCAAGUUGAAGUAACCCCAGUCCCAUCUGAACUUUGGAACAGGAUCCAAGAAAGGAGUGUCGUUAUUGAACUUUUGUUGGUAGUCAUGCGCAAAUGGUUCCCAAACGUGAACGUAUUGGUAGUAUCCAGCCAAUCCGGACCACGUGUGGUUGAAGACAUCCAGAAUAUCUUCACCAGUCUUGUCGAAUUCGUCAAACAAGUUCAACUUUUCGUGAGUACCGUUCAGGAACUCGGUCACCUCAUCGACGAAAUCGUAGAAAAUGUUAAGAGCAUCCUCGCUGACCUCAUUUUCGAUGUAGUUGGUGUUGUUACCCUCGAAAGUGUAAACAGUAGUUGGGAAGUCGAUGUAGUCGGUCGAGAUGUUUGCGUUCUCUGCGUACCAGGCCUCACCCACGAUUCUGAACAUCUCUGCGGUUCUGGUAAGGUAACCAGCAGUGUCCAUGACAUCGUUCAUUGGGAUAACGCCUUCCAAAGUGAUAGCAUCAAAAGUUGGUCUCAGUCCAAAGAUACCUUGAGCGGAGGCGGGACAACGGACAGAGCAUCCAGUGUCGGAUCCAAUAGUGACAUCCAACCAAUCAUAGGCAGCCUCAGCAGCGCCAGAUCCACAGGAAGAGGAAGAAGGACUUUGGUAACCAUCUCCACGAGGGUUAAAUGGGGCAUGGUAGUCGACGUAGUCAGCGGUAGCAGUUUCUCCGUUAGCAAAUUGGGUGAGUUUGAGUUUUCCGACAAUCACAGCACCCAGAUCGAUCAAACGUUGGAUAGAUGGACAAGUUGCGUUAGCGGGGUCAUAAACAUCGUAGUAGUGUCUGGAAGAUCCUCCAGUUUUGAUACCAGCAAUAUCGUAAAGGUCCUUCACACCAAUACGGAAUCCAGCUAG
Ogataea philodendri is the source of this 1299-nucleotide messenger RNA. RefSeq lists its product as uncharacterized. The transcript has a single exon. NCBI's taxonomy places the organism in Eukaryota, Fungi, Ascomycota, Pichiomycetes, Pichiales, Pichiaceae. The record is from RefSeq and is a predicted model, not a curated record. The coding region runs from base 1 to 1299 and encodes 432 amino acids.